CACCAACCUCCCGUGAAAGCCCGCAAGACCAACGUCAUGUUGAUUAUGUUACAUUAACAUCUUGCUUGAGUAGAAAUGUGCAUCCAAACAAUAAUCUCAUAGAUCAUAAGCAUAAUCGAAGUGCGCAAGAUGCGGCGAUCGCUCUUCUGCUGCAGACAGCCGCUCUGCGGCCCCUUUACGAAUCCAAACAGACACGCACGACUACUUCACACAUCGACUGAUAUCCCCUCAAACAUCAAGACAGCAAACAAAUCACAUUCACCAUUAGUGUCUCGCUACACGUCACCUUCGAAGCGCAAUCAGGCUACGUCCACCAAAUCUGGCUUCUAUGAUUCGAAUUCAGCCUUCCAAUGGCAACCAGGCAGUGAACCGGGAAUCGACACUUCUACUGAUGGCGUCGUGUCACACGGCGAAACCUUCCCUUCACAAAUAACAGCAGUCGACUUUAGCGAGGAUCGGAUUGAACAGAACGAACUCGAUAACAACUCCCUGGGUGACUUUCUCAACAAGCCAAGGCCGGAAUGGGCUAACUGUCGCUGGAUCAAUGUCAACGGACUGAGUUGGGAUGUCAUCAAACUCUUGGGCAACCAUAAGAAGCUUCAUCCUCUUGCUAUUGAGGAUUUGAUGCACACUGGAAAUCGUACGAAAGCUGAUUGGUAUCCGGAGCAUGCUUUCAUCAUCAUGACUCUCCAGCGUCUCACAAAACUCUCAUCUCAGAACGGACUCAGCGAUAGGGACAUACAAAAAGCCCUUUCGAGUUCAGAAGCUCGCCAUUCGACUAACGGUCGCAGUGGCAUUACCUGGGGGACCGACAGGACGUUCCAACCACCAGACAACCAGACACACCUACGCAGUCUGCAGUCUUAUCGAGGAGACAGAUCCCCUGAAAGAGUUGCAUACAUGGAGAAGAACUCUAUCCUAACGCGAAAAAGCCUUGGGGUGUCUAUCGAGCAGGUCAGCGUGUUCCUCUGCAGCGAUAACACCGUCGUCUCUUUCUUCGAACACUCCGGUGAUGUGAUCGAAGAGCCCAUCCUCAAGCGCCUGAAUUCACCAGAAACCAUCCUUCGCAGUAGUGGUGAUGCAUCUCUUUUGAUGCACUCGAUCAUCGACGCCAUUACUGAUCUUGCAAUCCCAAUUGUUGCAACCUACGAGAAAGCUAUCGCCGAGUUAGAGAUGGAUGUCUUGACUGACCCAGUGAUCGGGCACUCCAAAGCUCUCUACAUAUUGACCUCCGAGCUGUCGAUGCUGCGAUCACAGAUGCAACCGAUAGCUGGUCUGAUCAACAGUCUGCGUGACCACCACUCUACAGCUCAACUCCUCAAUCGAGCCGCAUCGCCUACCAAUUCCAUGCCCACUCUUGCUCGCCGUGGAUCUGGUCCUGCGAUGACAAAGUCACAGACUCAAUCUUCCGUCACCAUUUCUCCUGCAGCUCACACGUAUCUGGGCGACGUAGAGGAUCACUGUAUCAUGAUCAUCGCAUCGCUCGACCAGAUGCGUACGCAAAGCGAUAAUAUGAUCAGUCUGAUCUUCAACACCAUGGGAGCGUACCAGAACGAAAGCAUGCAACAGUUGACCUUCGUCACAAUCUUAUUCCUACCCUUGACCUUCUUGUCGGGCUACUUUGGCAUGAAUUUUGAAGAAUUUGCGCCGUUGAAGAAUAGCCACAUGUUCUUCUGGUGGCUGGCUCUGCCGAUAACGUUCGGCAUGGUUGUGAUUCUCUUACGACAAAGACUAUUCCGCACAGUGAGAAGAUGGAUGCAUCCAGGUUCGCGCACUCACAGACAUGCCAUGCGUGAGCAACGCAAACGACAAUGAGAUAUCCAAGUCGCACCAAUACCUGUCAAGGCAUGAAUUAGCUUGAUUUUAAAGAUCCAGAAGAAUGUACAAAUAGCACUAUAUUCGGGUAGCGAGUGUGUAAAGUCAUACUCCACUUCUCAACUUCCUCCUUGU
This is a messenger RNA of Aureobasidium subglaciale EXF-2481, 1950 nucleotides long. RefSeq lists its product as uncharacterized. The coding region runs from base 130 to 1815 and encodes 561 amino acids. The record is from RefSeq and is a predicted model, not a curated record. Gene Ontology annotation, cellular component: membrane. Gene Ontology annotation, molecular function: magnesium ion binding; cobalt ion transmembrane transporter activity; cobalt ion binding. The transcript has 5 exons. Lineage: Eukaryota; Fungi; Ascomycota; Dothideomycetes; Dothideales; Saccotheciaceae. Gene Ontology annotation, biological process: metal ion transport; transmembrane transport.